Myripristis murdjan (pinecone soldierfish) is the source of this 2171-nucleotide messenger RNA. RefSeq names its product basic helix-loop-helix family, member e22 (gene bhlhe22). Gene Ontology annotation, molecular function: DNA-binding transcription factor activity, RNA polymerase II-specific; E-box binding; protein dimerization activity. Gene Ontology annotation, biological process: sensory organ development; axon development; positive regulation of transcription by RNA polymerase II. The record is from RefSeq and is a predicted model, not a curated record. NCBI's taxonomy places the organism in Eukaryota, Metazoa, Chordata, Actinopteri, Holocentriformes, Holocentridae. Gene Ontology annotation, cellular component: nucleus. Bases 326 to 1129 code for a protein of 267 amino acids. The transcript has a single exon.
CAAUAGGCGAAUCCUCUUUAAUAACCCGCCUCGAGAUAAUGAUGUAAAAAGACUCUGGCGCCUUGUGCGUAACGAGGAUCGUCGUGGAGAUCCGGUGAAGGUGAAUCAGAGAGAGAGAGAGAGAUAGGCGAGGCGGCAGCACUUAUUACUUGAGAGAGUCUCUUCCUCGUCUCCACACCUCAGUUGUCAAGUCAAGCGAGCCUCCAAGACCAACUUAACCGCUGACAGAGAAACAAACUUGCACAGGACUGACAGAGGAAGACACUUACAAAGACGACUUUCCAGAAGCGACCAUAGCCUGCAAUAACGCGGAGUCCACAAGGCUAUGGACAGGAGGAUGAACUUGAACGGCGGCGCAGGGGACAUUUUUCACAAAACUCUCAGCGCCGUGUCCAAUAAAAAAAUGGACCCUUUCAGAUCUGCCGGCAUUGAGCUGCCAGCUCGAGAUCGCCAGUCACCAAUCAGCUGUUUUGACCAGGCCGAUUCAGACCCUAUUCAGCCGGGAGGACUGGCAGGGGGCAGAGGGGGGCCACUGGGGCUGCCGACCGGAUCUUUGUGCGUUAAGUACGGGGAGAGUGGCAACAGGACCUCAGCGGCGGAGAGCAGCGGCGGAGAGCAGAGCCCCGAUGAUGACAGUGACGGCAGGUGUGACAUGGUCCUGCUGAGCGAGGCGAGGACGGUGGGCGCAGGGAAAAGCGAUGGAGGUAAGAAAAGCAAAGAGCAGAAAACACUGAGGCUAAACAUCAAUGCCCGAGAAAGACGACGGAUGCACGAUCUGAACGACGCGCUGGACGAGCUGAGAGCGGUCAUCCCCUACGCGCACAGCCCGUCCGUGCGGAAACUCUCCAAAAUUGCUACUUUGCUGCUCGCCAAAAACUACAUCCUCAUGCAGGCUCAGGCGCUGGAGGAGAUGAGGAGGCUGGUGGCCUAUCUCAACCAGGGCCAAGCCAUCUCUGCUGCCUCAAUACCGGCCACCACUGCGCUCACAGCUCCCGGCUUAGGUGCGUAUGAGCAGCCGCCUGCGUACCCCUUCCCCACCGGAGUGCCAGCGACCUCCUGCCCCGAUAAAUGUGCCCUUUUCAACAAUGUCACCUCCAGCCUGUGUAAACAGUGUACUGACAAGCCUUAACUGCACCUGGCAAAGACUCAGAGAAGCACAUGCGAAAAACAUACACCACUUUUGAAAACACUUUUUGGAGAGGAAGACCUGUGAGGCUACUGUUGUUGAAGUCAGUAGGCUAGAGACAAAGAAGUAAUGACGAUGAAUACUUUUAUAAUAUUUACAAAAAUACAUUCAAAACGCGCUUUUUUCUGUUCAGACAAUACUUGAUUGUGUACAUAAAGCAUCCUUUAAGUGCUGGUAUGAAUGACAGUGAAAACCAAACAGAAGUAUAUGAGUGGCUGCAAGUGUUGCGGGAGUGAGUUGUUGAUCACUUACUCAGUUAUGGACCCUUUUGGAGAUUUGGGUGACCUGACAACUUGCGACUUUUUCACUUGAAUAGAUGGACACGUUCACGGAGCAUUAGCUUGUCCAACCUCACUUUCUGCUGCUUCCUCACUUUUUGUUGUGUGUGUUUUUUUCUUUGUUUCACCUCAGAGACGUUUGUUGUUUGCUUACUGGUUCAGGCCUAUUUUAUGAACUUUUCUAUUGAGCACACAAGUGGAAUGUCAUGGACAAAGACAAGUGAAAUAGACAACAAACUGAGUGGUCUCAAUUGGUCAGAUAUUUAUGUGCUAAUCUAAACACUUGUUAAUAGCUGGGCACGCCUCUUACAUUUUUUUUGGCACUGUGAUAUAAUAAAAUUUCAGCAAAAUCUCGAAAGCCCGAAUCAAGGUUUACCAGGUCUUUCGAUGUGUCAUUUUUAAUUUAUUAAUUUGGAUAUUUAUAUUGGAUUGUUUGUUAGUAUGGUACGUGGUAUUCUUUUUCACAAUUGCUGUAUAAUUUGCGUUUCUUUUCUCACACUCACAAGAAGGCCGAGGUCUUGAGAUCAAUCGCGUUGUCAGGUCAAGUUGUGGAUUAUUGUAGAUACUUUAGUUAUAUAUGAGCAAAGAGGGCCAUUUGUAUGUGUUUCAGUGUUGAAAAGCUUUAUUAAAAUAUUUUGAACAACAGAAUCUAUUCGUCUCAUGUGGAAAUAGUACAAGUGGUAUCAGAAUAAAUUACCUUGAACUUU